UGCAUUGCAGGUAGGUGUAGUUAACAAAUAAAUAGAAACGACUCACCUUUGCCGUGGUUAAUCGUCAGAGACUCGACAGUAGGCUGGUUGGUAGUGCCAUGGAGAGAACGUUCAACUUACUGAUUCUAUCAUGUCUUUGGUUGCAAGCGUGUGUAGGUCUCCAGUUUUGUAAACAGUACGUCUCCGACAGUAGCUCUUACAGCACCUACUACUGCGAAUAUUACUGCUGCGGCUCACUGUAUAGUAACGACUGCUGCCACGACGACCCAGAUAGUUCAAGCUCCUCGUCUAUCCACAAUGCCUUCAAUACUGGAAGGAUUGUCCUGUAUUCACUCGGUGGCAUCGUACCAUUUUCUCUCUUAAUUUGUUCCUGCAUAGUAGUCUGCGUCAAGAAAAAAACCAGGGUACAGCCAAUGACUCUGAAUACCGUCACAACAGGCAAGCUGACUUCCAUUCCGCCAUACCCAGGGACUACCGUGCCACCAUCGACCCUGACACCACCCGCAUGUACAUCCGCACAGUCCACACUGCCAGGGACAGUUCAUGCCUAGAUGAGACUUGUCUCCAGACCAUCCGCACUGCUUCUUCAGCGCUGGGGCCAGAUUUUCCACCGCCAUGCCCAGGGACUACCGUGCCAACAUCAACCCUGACACCACCCGCAGGUACACCCGCACAGUGCACACUGCCUAGAUGACUUGUCUCCAGACCGUCUGUACUGCUUCUUCAGCGCUGGUGCCAGAUUUGAUCAGCGAUCCUCUUGUAUUGUGAAUGUGUCCUUUGUUGAGUUGUGUUUCGGUUGUUUUAUUCGACACAUGAUCCCAUGACAUGAUACCCGUGAGGACAUUCUCACACGGCCCAUUUUAUAUAAAACUCAUUUACAGGAACCUAAAAAUAUUAUGAGCUUCAUAGGUGUAACAUAUUGAUUGGAAUUUGUUCCUUCAUACAUAACCAAUACAAUGCAAUGGCUAUUGGUUAAGUGGCCAUAAUGGCGGGCCCUUAUCACACACAACCCGGCAACUUCAAUAACGGGUGGACAAUGCAGAUAGGAGACAAAUUCGGAUUCUUAACUACUUCACAGUAUUUACAUUUAUUGUAUACUUGAGUGUGAGCUUUCUGAUGUUUUAGAAAAGGUAUUUUUUCAUUGGAGUAAACAUAACACUUGACAUUUCAAUGAAAAGAAAACAUAACACUUUGACGGAACUAUUGUCAUACAAGCGUUUAUCGUAAUUGUCUCGCCCGUAGAAAAACUGUUGACUUCCUUUUUAGAUAAGUCCCAAAAUGAUUGGGCAAAAUAAUUACAAAUGGUCAUUAAUAAAGUUAAUACCGAUUUGUUA
Haliotis rufescens (red abalone) is the source of this 1334-nucleotide messenger RNA. RefSeq lists its product as uncharacterized. The record is from RefSeq and is a predicted model, not a curated record. The coding region runs from base 99 to 551 and encodes 150 amino acids. The transcript is spliced from 4 exons. NCBI's taxonomy places the organism in Eukaryota, Metazoa, Mollusca, Gastropoda, Lepetellida, Haliotidae.